CAGGCGCGCCGGCGCGAGUGGGAGAUGGCUCGCUUCGGGGAGGCGGCGGUGGUGGCCAGGCCCGGCUCGGGCUCGGGCGACUCGGACCAGAGCCGGAACCGGCCGGGGACCCCGGUGCCGGCCGCGGGUUCGGCGGCCGCCUACAAGCAGACCAAGGCGCAGCGCGCGCGGACUAUGGCCCUGUACAACCCCAUCCCGGUCCGGCAGAACUGCUUCACCGUCAACCGCUCCCUCUUCAUCCUCGCCGAGGAGAACAUCGUGCGAAAAUACGCCCGCAAGCUCACCGAUUGGCCGCCCUUCGAGUACAUGAUCCUGGCCACCAUCAUCGCCAACUGCAUCGUCCUGGCCCUGGAGCAGCAUCUCCCGGAGGACGACAAGACGCCCAUGUCCAGGAGGCUGGAGAAGACGGAGCCGUAUUUCAUCGGCAUCUUUUGCUUUGAGGCGGGCAUCAAGAUUGUGGCCCUGGGCUUCAUCUUCCACAAGGGCUCCUACCUGCGCAACGGCUGGAACGUCAUGGAUUUCAUCGUGGUCCUCAGUGGGGCCAAGCUCUGGGCGCCGGAGGGUGGUACCCUCAAAGAUGAGCCCCUUUUGGGGGGUCGAAGAGGGCUCCCCCAUCAUUUCCGAACUUACCCUGAAGACAGAUGA
This is a messenger RNA of Sorex fumeus (smoky shrew), 645 nucleotides long. RefSeq names its product voltage-dependent R-type calcium channel subunit alpha-1E-like. NCBI's taxonomy places the organism in Eukaryota, Metazoa, Chordata, Mammalia, Eulipotyphla, Soricidae. The coding region runs from base 25 to 645 and encodes 206 amino acids. The transcript is spliced from 5 exons. Gene Ontology annotation, molecular function: high voltage-gated calcium channel activity. The record is from RefSeq and is a predicted model, not a curated record. Gene Ontology annotation, biological process: calcium ion import across plasma membrane; chemical synaptic transmission. Gene Ontology annotation, cellular component: neuronal cell body; membrane; voltage-gated calcium channel complex.